AUAUCUGCUUGACAAGUUUCAGUCGUGUCCACGUCCUAUUGUAAAUUCUGCCAAGCAUCGAAUAUCGAAAGUAAAAGUUAUUGGAAUAUUCACAUCGUUGCACGUUUCAAAAUGAAACAAGUCACUUUCAAAGGAAUUACUGUUGUUCGUGGUGAAGUAGAUUCGCUACCCCAUAAGGUAUUGACCUUUCUGGAACACGACGUGGAGUUAUGCCAACCUUCGUACGUCCACAUUUGCGACGGUUCCGACGAAGAAAAUCGACUUAUGCUGGACAUUUUGAUGGCCGAGGGUAUUAUCCAACCGUUGCCCAAAUACGAAAACUGUGUACUAGCCCAUACUGAUCCUCGUGAUGUAGCCCGUGUUGAAUCAAAGACGUUCAUCUCUACGCGAUUGCAGCGUGAGGCAGUUCCAUUACCGAAACCGGGAGUUAAAGGCCAGCUAGGCAAUUGGAUGUCACCCAGAGAUCUCGAGACGGCAAUGCAAGAACGAUUCCCCGGAUGUAUGAAAGGAAGAACAAUGUACCUGUUGGCUUAUUGCAUGGGACCUAUGGGCUCUCCUCUGUCAAAAUUCGGGAUCCAGGUCACUGAUUCCGCCUACGUCGUUGCUUGUAUGCGGAUUAUGACGCGUAUGGGCAAGCAAGUGCUGGACGCUAUCGGUGAAGGCGACUUUGUCCGUUGUUUGCAUUCAGUCGGUUGUCCAUUACCUUUGAAAGAGCCACUUCAGCGUAACUGGCCUUGUAAUCCUAAACUGACGUUCAUCGCCCACAAGACGGCUACGAACGAAGUGAUGUCUUUUGGAAGUGGAUACGGAGGCAAUUCUUUGCUGGGUAAAAAAUGCUUUUCACUUCGCAUCGGAUCUGCCAUUGCCCGUCGUGAAGGAUGGCUCGCCGAGCACAUGCUGAUUGUCGGGGUAACUAAUCCCGCAGGCGUGAAACGUUACCUGGUUGCUGCAUUUCCUAGUCAAUGUGGCAAAACUAAUUUGGCCAUGUUGACACCCACUUUGCCUGGCUACAAAGUGGAGUGUGUUGGAGAUGAUAUUGCAUGGAUGAGGUUCGACGAUAAAGGCCAACUCAGAGCCAUUAAUCCGGAAAAUGGGUUCUUUGGCGUUUGUCCAGGUACAAAUUACAAGACCAAUCCUGUCGCCAUGCAAAUGAUCCAGAAAAACACGGUUUUCACAAACGUAGCAAGAACGUCUGAUGGCGGCGUUUUUUGGGAGGGUUUAGAAAAGGACUUACCUGAAGGAGUUACCAUUACCUCUUGGUUGGGUGAGGAAAAUUGGCAGCCAGGCAGCGAUCACCCUGCAGCCCAUCCCAAUUCCAGAUUUUGUACUCCGGCCGGUCAGUGUCCAACUAUCGAUCCAAACUGGGAAGAUCCUGCUGGAGUGCCUAUCGAUGCUAUCAUUUUCGGAGGACGUCGUCCGACGGGCGUCCCGUUAGUUUAUGAAUCUUUAAACUGGCAACAUGGUGUAUUCGUCGGUGCUACAGUCAGUUCAGAGGCCACAUCGGCGGCUGAAUACGCUGGCCAUGAAGUGAUGCAUGAUCCGUUUUCUGCUCGUCCUUUCCUCAGCUACAAUGCCGGCGAUUACAUUAACCAUUGGCUGGAAAUGGAGAUGCCCGGAAGGUGGAUGCCUAAAAUUUUCCACGUCAAUUGGUUCCGUCGCGAUUCCAAAGGGCAAUUCCUUUGGCCCGGGUUCGGUGAAAACAUUCGCGUCCUUGACUGGAUCCUCCGUCGUUGCUCCGACGAGAAAGACGAUAUCGCAGAGAUGAGCCCCAUUGGGUUCAUUCCGAAACAAGGCUCGAUAAAUAUGGAUGGAUUAGAGAGUCCGGUUGACUGGAAACAACUUUUCGAUUUGCCCAAGGACUUUUGGAAGGCCGAAAUAGACAACAUUGAAAAAUAUUUAACAGACCAAAUAAAUGAAGAUUUACCAGCCGCAAUGAUGAAAGAAAUUGAAGACCUCCGUCAGCGAUUUAAUCAGUAAUGAAUAAAAGAAAUAUCCUGUUUUUCCUUUCGGCUGAAUAUUAAAUUGCCGGUAACAGCAUUGCAGAGAAAGGCUAAACAGCAUCCUUCGAAUCUCAGCUGACCGGCUAAAAUUUUUCGAAUUUUUCCUUUAUUUGUCCUAAUACAACUGGCAUAUUAACAUCA
Messenger RNA from Daphnia carinata, 2141 nucleotides. RefSeq names its product phosphoenolpyruvate carboxykinase, cytosolic [GTP]-like. The transcript is spliced from 13 exons. Bases 112 to 1977 code for a protein of 621 amino acids. Gene Ontology annotation, cellular component: cytosol. Lineage: Eukaryota; Metazoa; Arthropoda; Branchiopoda; Diplostraca; Daphniidae. The record is from RefSeq and is a predicted model, not a curated record. Gene Ontology annotation, molecular function: phosphoenolpyruvate carboxykinase (GTP) activity; manganese ion binding; GTP binding. Gene Ontology annotation, biological process: response to starvation; cellular response to insulin stimulus; gluconeogenesis.